This is a messenger RNA of Lagenorhynchus albirostris (white-beaked dolphin), 963 nucleotides long. RefSeq names its product ribosomal L24 domain containing 1 (gene RSL24D1). The record is from RefSeq and is a predicted model, not a curated record. The transcript has 6 exons. Gene Ontology annotation, molecular function: structural constituent of ribosome. Bases 65 to 556 code for a protein of 163 amino acids. Gene Ontology annotation, cellular component: nucleolus; ribosome. Gene Ontology annotation, biological process: ribosomal large subunit biogenesis; translation. NCBI's taxonomy places the organism in Eukaryota, Metazoa, Chordata, Mammalia, Artiodactyla, Delphinidae.
UUCCUCUUAAGCGCGGCGUCUGGCCGGGGCGUCCGCACGAGCGGCGUCCGCACGAGCGUUCAACAUGCGGAUUGAGAAGUGUUAUUUCUGUUCGGGUCCGAUUUACCCAGGCCACGGCAUGAUGUUCGUUCGCAACGAUUGCAAGGUGUUCAGAUUCUGUAAAUCCAAGUGUCAUAAAAACUUUAAAAAGAAGCGCAAUCCUCGCAAGGUCAGGUGGACCAAAGCAUUCCGGAAAGCAGCUGGUAAAGAGCUCACAGUGGAUAAUUCAUUUGAAUUUGAAAAACGUAGAAAUGAACCUGUCAGAUACCAGCGAGAGCUGUGGAAUAAAACCAUUGAUGCAAUGAAGAGAGUUGAAGAGAUCAAACAGAAACGCCAGGCUACAUUUAUAAUGAACAGGUUGAAGAAAAACAAAGAACUACAGAAAGUUCAGGACAUUAAAGAAGUGAAGCAAAACAUCCAUCUUAUCCGGGCCCCUCUUGCAGGCAAAGAAAAGCAGCUGGAAGACAGAAUGGUGCAGAAAUUACAACAGGAUGUGGACAUGGAAGAUGUUUCUUAGAACUCUUACUGUCUGUAACCAUUUCUAUAAGUGCAUCUGGAAAUCUCCUUUGGACACAGAACUUCUAAAUUAUUGGGUUUUUUUUCAUAUAAGGUCACUCAUAUGAAAGGGGAUUAAAGUACUUCCUUCCUACAUUGGUCUCUGCAGAAUAGCAGAUGUGGAUGCUUGAUUGCAUCUCAACGGUAAGCCUUCACUGAGAGAUACACUUUUAUAAGUCAUGAAAAUUGUUUGUAAAUACAGAAGUGAAUUGGGGACAUAAAAUGGUCAUGCCAUUUGGUUAACGGCACUAGGCAGCAUUUAUGUAACAAUUAAUGACAAAUUCAUGACGAGUUAUAUAUAAAAUAAAAUUUUCAUUGCAGUAAAAUAUUCCUUUUCUAGAAGGGAUACAGCAAGGAACUAACAAUCUG